UUUCCCAUUCAUUCUUCCAUGCAUCCAUCCAUUCAUCUAUCCAAGCAUGCAUUCCCUCAUGCUUGCACACUCUUAUUCAUUCAUCAUGCAUUUCCUUAUGCAUGCAUCUGUUAACCCAUAUCUAAAUCCUCCUCUUCGACAGGCCCUGGGAAGAUGACCCCAUCCUCAAGGAGCUCUCAGGCUCCCAUUGUAGACUUCCUGGAGUAAUUGUCUGUUUUCUCUGACUGUGUCAGUCUCCCCUGCAGUGACAAUGUCUCAGGCUUCAACGUCCUCGGACUUGGUAGCAAUUACUUGCCACGUGCAGAGAUUCUAUCCACAAAGUGUGCAACUCACCUGGCUGGAGAACUGCGAUACAUUCAAGGGAGCUGAGCCAUCCACACCCAAGAAGAAUGUUGAUGGGACCUACACCCUGGAAAGCUUGCAGUGGGUGAAUGCAUCAGGGCACGGGUCUGAGAGGGUAUUCACCUGUAAGGUACAGCAUGAGGCACAGCCUCCCAUCUGGGCCAACCUCAUACUGUCCCCAGCAGCCCACGGGACAUACAAGCCCAUUGAAAGCCCAGGUCCAGAGAUACCUGCCCUUGUAUUUGUGGCUUUCCUCCUGGGCCUCAAGCUGCUGCUGGUGACAAGUUUCACAGUCACCUACAUCCACAGGUGGUGGAACCUGUAACAGGUAAAUUGGGGGGAGGCCUUAGUCAUGAGGGAGGAGGUCAG
Messenger RNA from Myotis davidii, 711 nucleotides. Its product is annotated as signal-regulatory protein beta-1 isoform 3-like. Gene Ontology annotation, cellular component: plasma membrane. The coding region runs from base 251 to 667 and encodes 138 amino acids. The transcript is spliced from 2 exons. The record is from RefSeq and is a predicted model, not a curated record. NCBI's taxonomy places the organism in Eukaryota, Metazoa, Chordata, Mammalia, Chiroptera, Vespertilionidae.